Messenger RNA from Bursaphelenchus okinawaensis, 12692 nucleotides. NCBI's taxonomy places the organism in Eukaryota, Metazoa, Nematoda, Chromadorea, Rhabditida, Aphelenchoididae. The record is from the annotation of a GenBank genome assembly.
AUGCUACAACAACCGGUGGCCAAGGAGCUGCGCUCCUUCCAAAGCCUCUCCAAAUACACUGGGCUUCCUUCUAAAAGGUAUCGCUAACCCGUUUUUGGUUUUUAACAUGAACUUUUCGCAAAUUAACUACUAAGUUUAAACUUUUUACUUUAACUACUAAUUUCGAAUUUUUAUUCUAUUUGAUCCAUACUUUUAUGUUGAGCUACCCCAGUUUUAAAUUUUGAUGUCAAUUAGGCUUACAAGGAAAGUGACCUCUUUGGUACCUUCCUUGUUAACUUAUAAUUUUUAAAAGUUUAUGCCACUAAUCUAUACAAAAACUAUUAAAAAUUUUAUUUUUACCCAGUAUAGCUUUUAAGCUUUUAAAGAUGAUUUUGUUUUAAAUUUGUGGUUUUAUAUGAUAGCUACCACCUUUUGUACUUUAAUACACACUGUAAAGUCAUUUCUACUGUUAUAGAGAUCAAAUAGCAAAAAAAAAAUUUUCAAAUUGAAAAAUUUUUUUUGCUUUUUCUAAAGCCCCGUGAAAAAAAAUUUUUUUGAUAUUUUUAUAAUUUUUUCAAAAUCCCCAUUAGCCUAACAUAAGCGCUAGCUCUAUCUUAAGCUACAACUUUAACCCGAGCUCUAGCCUAAACCCUUGGCUUAAUUCUAAUCCUUAGCCUAAGCUCUAGCCUAAGCUUUAGGUUAAAUUAUAUUCUUAGCCUUACGCUAAGAAUUAGCACAAGCAAGCCAAACAAUUUUUUUUGCAUUUUCUUUCUUUACAGGUUAAAAUCAUUUACUAAGAUCCGGUCCAGAUCUCCAGCUUUUUAAAAAUAUUCCACCCUACCUCUUUCCGCUCAAAUCAUAGAGCUUUCAUCAAACCUUUAUCAACAAAAAAUAUUAAUCAUUACUACCCCCAAAACCCUCACUAACUUCCCCAACUUCAGGUCGGUCAUGAGGCGACAAUCCACCGUCGCCAACCGCCGCUACUCGAAUCAGCGCCGACGCCGACUCGACUCCCAAAAUGAUGAAGUAAGUUUUUUUUGUUUUAAAGGCGGCGGCCUGGAAUUUAUUAUGCAAAGCUUUUCGUUUCCACUAAUGGGUUAGGGGGGGGGCCUCAACUUAACUUAAGGAUUUUUAGGGUCCUUAUGCCAAUGUUUGCGGAUGAAGCGCCGCUUUUUCAAACAAUUUUCAUGCAUGGGUUACAAAAACAGUUGCUUCAAUAAUUGGCAUAGGUUUGGGAGAAAGUUUACGAUUCUUCGAGGGUUUGUGGGGGUAGAUUUUUGAAAUGAUUUUUUAACGGUUUGAAGGGUCGAUUUUGAAAUUUGUUUAUAAGGGUUUGGGGGGGGACGAUGGGGAGGGGGGAUUUAAAUUCUUUUUUUUUAUUUAAAUUCGGGUUUUCAAACUUAUAGCUUUAAGGGUUUAAGACAGGAGUUGUAAAGGUAAGGCACGGUAUAGUAUGAUAGGAUAUGGUAAAACAGUAACGUGUAAGAUAAGGUAGAGUUGUGUAGGGUAGGCUAUAAUCAAGUAGGGUGAGAUAAUACAGGGUAUGGCAGGGUGGAAUAGGGUAGGAUAAGAAAGGGUAGGGUGGCUUUGAGUAACCAAAUUUUGAAUAAGAUAGGGCAACUAGUAGGUAGGGUAAGGUAGGGUAGGGUAGGGUAGGGUAGGAAACUCAAAACAAAAAAAAUUAAAAUCAAACCCAUAAAAGUGCAAAGUCCCCAAAACCACCCCUAGUCUGUACAAUUUGCCAAACUUGUAAAAACACACCUGUCGUGUAAACCCAAACACGACAUAUUUACAAUAUGGGUAAUGUUGUUGUGUUCGUGUCACAAAAUAACCUCAAUUUUUAUGCUUAAUCAAAUUCGGGGCUAUUUUAGUAAUAUUAAACUUGGUUUUGGCAUUGGGAUAGAGUAAAAUAUAAAAUUAAAAAAAUUUUUUUUUGUUUUCCCUUCUCUUUUUUUUAAAACAGCUCAAAGAACUAGCAGCACAAGUUUAAUUGUAAAGAAAAUACUGCACUGUGCAAAAUACUAGGCUGUUCAAAUAAUUCUGCGCUCCCUAACCCCGAAAAUUUGCAUUGAUAUAAGGCUCAGAAUUAUUUGAACAAUAUAACAUUAGCUUGUUCAGUUAAUUCUGUGCCUCUUAACCCAAAACAAAUUGUUUUGAAAGGAGCACAGAAUUAUUUGAAUGACCAAUUUCUUGCUUUUUCAAUUAAUUUUGAACCGCUCAACUCCAAAAUUUUGCUAUGAAAGGAGGCACAGAACAAUUUGAAUGACCAAUUUCUUGUUUGUUCAAUUAAUUCUGAGCCCUCAACUACAAAAAUUUGCUUUGAAAAGAAGCACAGAACUUUUUUAACAACUAUAUUGAUUUUGCCUUUUUUUAUUUUUUUUGAAACAAAAUUUUAAAAUUUUAAAAAACUUUUUUAAAUUUUUUAUUUCCAGACCCUCGAAUCGAUAAGUCAACCGCCUUCGGAAGAGAAUGAAGGUGAGUGUGGGCGGCGGUUCUCGUCACGAAAAGUUGCCAUGAUCGCGGAGCCGGAAGCCAUUUUGGAAGAGACGCGGGUACCGCAAGUGGACUGGACUGAAGAGAACGACUUUUUCGACGCCGCCGAAAGCGACCUGCCUUUUCCUGGGUAUGGCAAUGAGUUUUGGAUUAAUUUUGAUUCUUUUUGUUUAAGCUGGUUUGAAAUGACAAGAACUUUCUUUACAAGAUUAAAAAUGGCAAGGACUUUCUUUACUGUCUAUAAAAUGGCAAAAACUUUCUUUACAAAGCGUAAAAUGGCAAGAACUUUCUUUAAAUAUCAGAAAGUGUCAUUCUCUACCAUCCUUUUAUUCAUUUCUCUCCAAUCUUUUUAACUUAACCUACUUUACCUUCCUUUAGGUUUGUCGAGCCCUCGUUAUACUGCCUGAAACAAGCCCAACCGCCGCGAUCAUGGGCGCUGAAGAUGGUGAUGAAUCCGUGGUUCGAUCGGCUCACGAUGAUGGUGAUUCUGCUAAACUGCUUCACACUAGGCAUGUAUCGGCCGUGCGAGGACGGGCCCGACUGCAAUACGUAUCGAUGUUUCGUACUGGGACUUGUUGAUCACAUGAUUUUUUGUUACUUCGCUGCUGAAAUGGUAUGUUGCAAUAACUUUCUUUACAAAACAAAACAUGGCAAGAACUUUCUAUACAAUUCAAAAAAUGGCAAAAACUUUCUUUACAGUAAAAAUAUAAAUUUUUUACAAAUUUCUACGUCUUUCGUUUCAAAAAAAAUAAAAAAAUUUAAAUUUUUGUUUUGGCGCCAUUUUUGGCAUUAUGUUUGGCGAUUUUCUUGUUAAAAACGUUACUCUAUGCUAAGUUAAGGUUAAAUAUAGUGCAAAUAACCUUUUCAAACAACCAAAGCUGGAUUUAUAACUUUAUGUUUAAGUAAAGUGGCAGCAUUUGUACAAUAACUUGCACAAUGCAAAAGUUAAAAACAUUUUUUGAAAUUUAAAAUUUUUAACAAAUAAUAAAACUUUUCACGUUGUUAAAAAUGUUGUUCCAGGUGAUAAAAGUAGUUGCGUUGGGAUUUUCCGGUGAAAACGCUUACCUCUCGGAUACGUGGAAUCGUCUCGAUUUUUUCAUUGUCAUUGCCGGGUAAGUCAAUAUAAAUUUUUGAAAUUUAGGUUAAAAUGUGCAUAAUACUCUUGUAAACCUUAUUUUUAUUUUUUUAAUUAAAACUAUUGUUUUAAAAUGGCAAAAACGUCAUUUUUCUCGUUUUCAUACUGCGCCCAAGCUUUGCGCAGGCUGCAGAAUGCAAGUUUUUGAAAAGAUGGAUUUUAAUGACAAAAUUAGUUUUGUAGAAACAAGGGUGGUGGUAAAAUUGUGAUAAUACAAAAUUAGAAUACUAUUUUGAUGUAUAAUUAUUUAAAAUUUCAGUAUUGCGGAGUAUCUUCUUCAAGAAUACUUGGGUAACAUUAACUUGACUGCUAUUCGUACAAUUCGGGUGUUACGACCGCUUCGCGCAGUCAAUCGUAUUCCAUCAAUGAGAAUUCUGGGUAAGGCGACUUCAAAUAAUUUUAAAAAAUUUUUUUCAAAUUUGCACCGUGCAAACAAAAGUUGACUUAAAAUUGCACCGUGCAAUCUUUUUUAAUUUUUAAAAUUUUUAAAACGCAAAAACCUAAAAUUCUCAUUUCCAAAAAAUUUUUCAGUAAAUUUAUUGUUGGACACGCUGCCUAUGUUAGGCAAUGUGCUGUUGUUGUGCUUUUUCGUCUUCUUCAUCUUCGGCAUCGUCGGCGUUCAGCUGUGGGCGGGGUUGUUGAGGAAUCGAUGUGUUAUCAACCUGCCCCAAACCAACUUUUCACACGAAGUCACGGAAAUCGUGUUUAAAAACGUUUCUCUUACAAGGUUGGUGAAUAUUUUACAUUUACUUACACCUAAAAGCCACAAUGAUUUAUUUAGCUUGUGUCCCACUACGAAAACCUUCAUUACUAAUUUUUAAGUCAGAAUUGCUUUAAAUUCUAGGUAAAAUAAGUCAAAAUGUCAAUUUUACUGCUAUUGAUAUUUUUUAACAUACAAAAUAAUAAUUUUGUUAUCUUUGGGUCUCACCACGAAAACCCUGAUUUUAAAAUAAAUUCAAGAAAAGUUGAUUAAAUUUUAAAAAAAUGUUUAAUAUAUUGUUUUUAAGCCUAAUUCAAAACUUUUUUUUAAAAUUAAAAUUUCUAUUUGAUUUGGGUCCCGCGACGGAAAUCAUGAUUUUUCAAUAUUUUGAUAAUUUGCGGUUUUAUAAGCUUUAAUUUUACUUUAGGCAUUACAUUCCGGAAGAUACCUCACUAGACUACAUUUGUGCCCUAUCCGACGCCGGUGGCAUUCACACAUGCCACAACCUACCACCCUACACCGAAGACGGUGUCAGUUGCAACUUGACGAUCGAAGAGUACGACAAAGUGAGUACCAAUUCGUGCAUCAACUGGAACAUCUACUACAACGAGUGUCGUGGCGUUUUCAAGAACCCCUUCCAAGGCUCAGUGUCAUUCGACAACAUUGGCUUUGCAUGGGUCGCCAUCUUCUUGGUGAUCAGUUUGGAGGGCUGGACUGACAUUAUGUAUUACGUACAGGAUGCCCACUCCUUCUGGAACUGGAUCUACUUUGUGUUAUUGAUUGUGAUUGGAGCGUUUUUUAUGAUCAAUCUAUGUUUGGUCGUCAUUGCUACACAAUUCGCGGAAACCAAGAGGAGAGAGACUGAGAGAAUGCUUCAGGAACGGAAGAGAAUGAGAUCUGUUUCAUCGUUGAGUAAGUUAUUUAUUCUUAGAGCUUAAAGUUUAGGUAUGAUUUUUUUGUUCUUAAAUUUUAUAGUUAAGGUAUGAACGGGCUGGGAUGUGUGAUUUUGGGGCUUUGGGUGGAAGUAUGACAGAACCGGGAGGGUGAUUUUGGACUUUGAUAGGGAUAGAGCAGAACUGAAAAUAUAAAAAAUUUUUUGACAAAAAAACGAAAAAUAUCAUUUUUAUUCUUUAGAAACCUAAAUUUUUUAAAUUUUAAAGUUUUAGUACGAAAAACCAAGAAUCUGUGACAUGUGACGAAAUGUCAAACAAAAUAUCGGAUUUUAGGUCGUUUCGGCGAAUUUCGGAAUUAUUCUUGAAAUUUGUGUUUUAUUUUCGAAAAGCUCUGAUAAUUUGAAUUUUUAGGUAAUAAAAUUUAAUAAAUCUUCUAACUUUGACGAAACGUCACAAAAAAUAUUGAAUUUGGCUAAUUUUCACAGAUUUUUCUUUAUUUUUGGUAUUUUACUUUACUUUUACCUAAAUUAUUGAUAACUUAAACUAUUUAUGCUGAAUCUUCAAUAAUUUAAACAUUUCAGCCAGUAGCGAGCAAGGUGGAGCCACAUCCUCGAAAGAAGGCGGUGGUGAUAGUGUUUAUGCUGCGUUGGUACGUCUGGUUUCGCAUUGGUUUCGCCGGUUCAAACGCUACACCGCCAGGAAAUGGACGGAAUAUCGAGAGAAACGGGGAAACAAGAAUGCUCAAGAGAUGGUCAGUUUGAAGGAUGCGUCGUUCGAAAUCGACCAUUCCGUCGACCGAAAUGCCGGAGGGUCGUUGAAGGAGAAAGGGCCAAGGGAGAAUCAUGAAGAGACUAGACGAUACAGUUUGAAUCACAAAAGUAAUGGCAGUAAGUUUUUUAAAUAUCUUUUUAAGAUUUUUAGGUAACAAGUUGCAAAAAUGGCAAGAACUUUGUUUCAAAAGCAAGAAAUGGCAAAAACUUUCUUUACAAAACUAGAAUGGCAAAAGCUUUCUUUACAAAGCAAAAAAUGGCAAAAACUUACUUUACAACACCUCAUUUCAGAAGUAAAACAAAACCUGAGUGUGGUGGAACGAUGGGAUGAAGUUCGUCGUACCGAAGAACUGAAUGCCGAACUCAUGGACGGUGACGAGACCUCAGCUCCACGUUCUCGCCGUUCCACAGCCGGUCGACGUGCCAAAUCCGGUCCACAAUCCGAAUGGGGAAUGCGAUUGCAAUGGUUUCGCGACAAAGUCAAGGACUUUGCCAAUGGAAAUCACUUCACUCGAGGCAUUUUGAUCGCGAUUCUGAUCAACACCGUCCUCAUGGGUAUCGAGCAUCAUCAGCAGCCCGAGUUCUUGACUGUAAGCUUGGAGUACACGAACUACUUCUUCACUGGUCUUUUCGCUUUUGAAAUGUUGUUGAAGGUAAUAUCAGAUGGACUGUUUGGGUAUCUGGCUGAUGGCUUUAACAUGUUUGAUGGAUGUAUUGUGGUACUAAGUGUACUGGAACUGUUUCAAGAAGGCAAAGGAGGAUUGAGUGUGUUGCGAACGUUCAGAUUGUUGAGGAUUCUGAAGUUGGUGCGGUUCAUGCCGGCAUUGAGGUAUCAACUUGUGGUCAUGUUGAAGACCAUGGACAAUGUCACGGUGUUUUUCGGGUUGUUGGUCUUGUUUAUCUUCAUUUUUAGGUAAGUAAGACGUGGAAAAUAUAUUUUUGGCCUUAUUUUUCUAUAUUUUUAACAAAUAAUUCUUUUUCUUACCUAAAAACCUAUAUUAUUUUACCUUUCAAUCCCUUUUUUUAGUGAAAAAAAACUUUUUCUAGCCUAAAUUUUUAUGAGAAAACUAACAAUAAUGUUUGCCAAAGUAUUCUACUCUCUUACUAUAACCUUUAUUCUUUAGUAUAUUGGGUAUGAAUUUGUUUGGCUGCAAGUUUUGCGCCAAAGACGAGCCGAUCUUCGGGCACGAGGUGAAACGAUGUGAGCGUAAAAACUUUGACUCGCUUUUAUGGGCAUUGGUAACAGUAUUUCAAGUAAGAUUAAACCACAAUCAACUAUUUUUGUGUUGUUUUAUGAUGUUUUAAUUUUCUGUUUCUAUUUUUUGUUGUUUUACAUUGGUUUUUUCAACUUUUGCUUAACUCGACUAUCAUGGAUAAUAUCGACAACCAUUUCAAUGUCCUUUCCGUAAAUAAAUUGAUUUUUAGUGUUGUGUUGUGUAGUAAAAUAUGUAAAGAUUGUAUUGUAGUAUACUUGGAAUGGAUUUGUUUGGAUGCAAGUUCUGUAAUCAAGCCAGGAAUGAUUGUGGUGAAGAUGUGGAUGAUCACCAGAAACGGAUGCAUUUUGACUCGUUGUCGCGUGCUAUGUUGACCACCUUUCAGGUAUAUGUUGUGAAUUGUAUUGAGGUUGUUUUGACGAAUAUUGGUGUUAAUUAGUGUUGUUUUAGUUUGUUUUUGUGUGUUGAGGUCAGAUAUCAUAGAUAACAUAAGGUUUUUGAUGUUUUUAGUGGCUUGAUUGGAUUGUAACUGAGGAUAUAUGUUUAUAAUAUUGUAUAUUAGAUUGCUUUACAUAGUUUUCAUUUAAAAAUGAAAUGUUUUACAUUUUAAAAUGACUCAUUUUCUAGAUUCUAACUCAAGAAGACUGGAACAUGGUCCUAUUCAACGGCAUGGCCCAAACCACCCCUUGGGCUGCUUUAUAUUUUGUAGCCUUAAUGACUUUUGGUAACUAUGUGCUCUUCAAUCUACUGGUAGCUAUCUUGGUCGAAGGAUUUCAAGAAAGUAAAGAAGAAGAGAAGCGAAAACUAGAAGAAGAAGCGAGAAAGCAUGCUGAAGAUGAACAAAGCAAACAACAAGCGGAAAUCAAAGAACUUAUAUACACAACAACAUCACAACAGUAUCUGGAAGCACGACGGAGUAUUCAACAGAAUUGUACUUGUGCACAAGAGAACAUAUCAAGCUUGAGGCAGAGGUUGGAGGUACAUCAUCGGACGAGGAGUAUUGUUUCGGCUGAUGUAAGUGGGGAGGGUGUUUUUGAAUGGAGUUUUUGAAAAAAGUUUGUUUUUGUCAAAAUAGACUAGUCCAUUGUUAAAGAAAUGCCAAAAAGACAUUUUUUACCUCACUGUAAUUUUCAAGUUACAGUAAUUUUACUCAACCACUGUUUCACACUUUUUUUUAAUGAUUUUCUGGUACAAAAAUAAAUGAAACUGACAAAUCUUUUUGCAGGACCACUUACGCCGUGGUAGUCGUGACACAGUACGCCGUGUUCGUUACUAUCCCAACGGUCCCAACCAUCAUAAUCACCGUCCAUCACGACCACAACUUCAAUCAGAUAUACCGACCCGUUUGAUGCGUCACACUUCGUUAGUACUGCCAUCUCAUGGUCGUCUAGUUGAUGAAAUUCACCCUGAACAUGUUCAGCGACAACGUAUGAACAGUUGGAGUGGGCUUCACACUCUUCUGAACCCAGCCUGCCCAAUUCAUGGCCCCAGAGCAUUAAUUGAAGCCUAUGCCAUGAAUAAGUAUUUGAGGAUGAGUCAGGAUGUUAAUCAAGCAUUGUUGGAGCAGGAGCGUUCUGAGAGCGAAAAGAAGAAGAAAUGGUACAUCAGACUGCUCCAGAAGACCUGGAUCUACACUCGCGCGGACUCAUCGUUGUUCGUGUUUUCUCCAAAGAACAGGGCCAGGAUAUUCUGUCUCAAGUUGACCCAAAAAAAGUGGUUUGACUACACCAUCUUGGCCUUUAUCGGCGUGAAUUGUAUCACAUUGGCCAUGGAACGGCCGUCAAUUCCGCCAUAUAGUGUAGAAAGGACGUUCCUCACUGUUACCGGCUAUAUCUUCACUUUUAUUUUCACGGUUGAAAUGACAAUGAAAGUCAUCGCUAAUGGCUGUUUCAUUGGAAAAGGGUCGUAUUUCAAGGAUGGGUGGAACAUACUGGAUGGUAUCUUGGUCAUAAUAAGUUUGAUUAACUUACUCAUGGAAAUGUUCGUCAGCGGGGGUGAGUGGAAACUAAGUUUUUGCGGUCAAAUAAAUGGCAAAAAUUUUCUUUAAAGUACGAAAAAUGGCAAGAACUUUCUUUACAAAACUAAAAAUAGCAAUAACUUUUUUUACAAAUUAAAAAAUGGCAAAAACUUUCGUUACAAGUUAAGAAAUAGCAAUAAUCUCUGGAAACAAAGUUUUUUCGAAAUUUAAACAAAUUAAAUUUUUUUUCAGAUUCUCCAAAGAUUUUUGGAGUAAUUCGUGUCCUUCGUCUUCUACGCGCCCUCAGGCCACUUCGUGUCAUCAAUCGAGCGCCUGGAGUAAAACUGGUAGUUAUGACAUUGAUCAGCAGCUUGAAGCCCAUCGGUAACAUCGUACUGAUCUGUUGUACCUUCUUCAUCAUCUUUGGUAUCUUGGGAGUUCAGUUGUUUAAGGUAUUCAUUUUCUGUGGUUUUUAAUAGAAAUGGCAAUAACUUUCUUUACAAGACGGAAAAUUGCAAGAACUUUCUUUACGAGACGGAAAAUUGCAAAAACUUUCUUUACAGCACAAAAAAUGUUAAUAGUUUUCAAUUUCCACCUACUACAACAUCAUUUCAGGGUAUGAUGUACCACUGCCUUGGAGAAGACGUAUCCAACAUCACCACCCGAGCAGAAUGUGAACUAGACCCCAGAAACAAAUGGACGAACCAUCGCUACAACUUUGAUAACCUAGGCCAAGCUCUGAUGUCAUUAUUCGUACUGAGCAGUAAAGACGGCUGGGUCAGUAUCAUGUACCAAGGAAUCGACGCGGUCGGUGUGGACAUCCAGCCAAUCGAGAACUACAAUGAAUGGCGCAUGAUCUACUUCAUCUCCUUCCUCCUUCUGGUCGGCUUCUUCGUCCUCAACAUGUUCGUCGGUGUUGUGGUGGAGAACUUUCACAAAUGUAAGGAAGCCCUCGAGGCGGAAAUGAGGGAAAAAGCGCGGAAAAAGCGAAUUGAGCGACAAAUCAAGCGACAAGAGUACGAGAAGAACUGUCCACAGAAGAAGAAGCCCAAGAAGAGGAAGAAGAACCAACCCUACUGGGCAUCCUACGGUCCUACUCGUGCUACUGUGCACAGUAUCAUCACCUCCAAAUACUUUGAUUUGGCCAUAGCUGCGGUUAUUGGGAUCAAUGUUAUCUCGAUGGCCAUGGAGUUUUACAUGAUGCCAGGAUGGUUGAAGUAUGUCCUGAGGGCGUUGAACUACUUCUUCACUGCCGUCUUCACUAUGGAAGCUAGUAUCAAAUUGUAUGCGUUGGGAUUCAAAAGAUUCUUCAGGGAAAGGUAGGGAAGAGACUUUGUUUACAAGGUCUUAGUAGUGAAAAAAAUGGCAACAACUUUAUUUACAAACUUACAAAUUGCAAAAAUUUUCUUUACAAAAGACAAAAUUGCAAAAACUUUCUUUACAAACUUACAAAUGGCAAGAACUUUCUUUACAGCCUAAAAACUGAUCUCAUUUUAGAUGGAACCAACUGGACAUGUUCAUUGUGAUCUUAUCCAUCGCUGGUAUCAUUUUCGAAGAGUUCGAAGCCCUCGAACUGCCAAUCAACCCAACCAUCAUUCGAGUGAUGCGAGUUCUUCGAAUCGCUCGAGUUUUGAAAUUGUUGAAAAUGGCCAAAGGCAUCAGAAGUCUGUUGGACACGGUGGGAGAAGCGUUGCCUCAGGUCGGCAACCUUGGCUCUUUGUUCUUCUUGUUGUUCUUCAUAUUCGCUGCUCUUGGCGUGGAAUUGUUUGGAAAAUUGGGUAAGGAAUGGCAUUUACUUGUAUUUUUGUCGUGGGGUAGGGUAAAAUAGGCUAGGGUAGCUUAUUUUUGGAUACAGUGGGAGCGAUGGUAGGAGUAAUGCGGGGUAAAUCAGGAGAGGUUGUACAGUACGGUAGGUUUUGGUAGAGCGAGGUAGGGAAAAAUUUAUGUUUACAAGGUCUUAAAGUAAGGUAGAGUAGAUUGGGUAGGAGAGGGUAGAACAGACUAGGUUAGUCUACUGUAAGAGCUGGUGUGGUGGUAGGGGCGCUGUAGAGUGAAUUAAGGUAAGGAUAAUGUAGUAUAAAUCUGGUCAAGACACUCUAGUUUUGAGAUCAGGCUACUAUAGGUUAAAGGUACGGCAAGUUGGUAGAGUAGUAUAAUCUAAGGCGGGGUAUAGUAACGUAGGGUAAGGCAGGGUAGGGUAGAGUAGUUUAGGGUAGAGUACGGUAAGGUAGGAAAGGGUAAGGUAGGGUAGGACAGAGUAGGGUAGGGUAAAGUAGGGUAGGGCAGGGUAGGGUAGGGUAGAGUACGGUAAGGUAGGAAACGGUAAGGUAGGAAACGGUAAGGUAGGGUAGGGUAGGGUAGAGUAAGGUAGAAUAGGAUAGGGUAGGGUAGAGUAGGAUAGGGUAGGACAGAGUAGGGUAGGGUAAAGUAGGGUAGGGCAGGGUAAGGUAGGAUAGUGUAGGGUAUGGCAGGAUAUGGUAGAGGCUCUAACUAAAAAUCUAAUUUCAGAAUGCUCAGAAGAACACCCCUGUGACGGGCUGGGUGAACAUGCCCACUUCAAAAACUUUGGCAUGGCUUUUCUAACUUUGUUUCGAAUUGCGACAGGCGACAAUUGGAAUGGCAUAAUGAAGGACGCGUUGCGCGACGACUGCGACAAAUCAGAUCACUGUCAGCGAAACUGUUGUGUAGACCCGAUUCUAGCACCAUGCUUCUUUGUCAUCUUCGUACUGAUUUCACAAUUCGUACUGGUCAAUGUUGUAGUAGCAGUGUUGAUGAAACAUCUGGAGGAGAGCAACAAGAGAGAACAGGAUGGUGAAGGUGAGGAGGGAGACGGGUCUGGGCUAUUUUGGGUUGAUGUUGUUUUUCUAAAAGCCUUAAAUGGGGACCAAAAUUAAUGUCUUGAUUAAAAUAUUUUAAACUGUAAUGUAUUAUCAUUUUCAGCUGGCAAAGAUGUAAACCAAAAAGAACUGGAUAAGGACUAUGACAGUGAAAUUGAUGAUACAGAUGCUGAUAUUGAUGUAGAGGCAGAAUUGGCCAUAGAAGAGGUCGAAGCUGACACUAUGGUGAGUUUAAACUACUAAAAAACUACCCUACCGUACUGUACCAUACCCUAGCUUACCUUGCCCUACACUUCUUUACUCUACCCUAUUCUAGUCUACUUUACUAUAGCUUAAUGUACCUACCGUAGCCUAUCUUACUCUACCACACCUUUUCCUAUCUUACCUUACUCUUUUGAUGUUAACUGACCCACUUCAACUAUCUUUUCAUGCUUUAAAACAACUUCUUUCCAGAUGAACAUAGAACGUAAUAUCAUAGAAGUAGAAGACCAGCUAGCCGAAGAAGUGAUGGAUCAAAACGAAAGUGAUAACGAAGAAAGCCCACACUCAAGCAAGACCUCACUACAGUUGUACACGUUCGAAGGACCAACAUUAUUACCUAGAAUAAGGUCGAAUCGAUCAUCGAUUCAAGAGACGUCCAGUUGUUCAGCACUAGUAGUACCUACCGAACGUACUGAACUUGACGUGCAGUUGAAGAGGUCACCAAGUCCUUAG